Ochotona princeps (American pika) is the source of this 1707-nucleotide messenger RNA. RefSeq names its product cyclin dependent kinase 3 (gene CDK3). Gene Ontology annotation, molecular function: cyclin-dependent protein serine/threonine kinase activity; ATP binding; cyclin binding. Bases 277 to 1194 code for a protein of 305 amino acids. Gene Ontology annotation, biological process: regulation of gene expression; G1/S transition of mitotic cell cycle; regulation of G2/M transition of mitotic cell cycle. Gene Ontology annotation, cellular component: cyclin-dependent protein kinase holoenzyme complex; nucleus; cytoplasm. The transcript is spliced from 8 exons. NCBI's taxonomy places the organism in Eukaryota, Metazoa, Chordata, Mammalia, Lagomorpha, Ochotonidae. The record is from RefSeq and is a predicted model, not a curated record.
CAUGUUUGUUAUUGUGGUAGAAAUGACAGCCUGUAGAGCAGCCUCAAGAUGUGACACCCAGAGCCUGCAGGGGACCACACUUUGCAGGACUGGGACCAAGUCUCCUGUGGGCUUCUGGAAACUUCCAGAAGCUCCUUGUGAAAAAUAAAGGCCCCCAGAGGGCGUGACCUCCCAGUGCGUGUGUGGUGCAGUCCCGGCUGAGUCCAGAAGGGGCGCCACGGAACAGCCAGCGCUUCUGACAGGCUGCAGCCUGCUCCGGUUUUCUGCUCUGUGGUCAUGGACGUGUUCCAGAAGGUUGAGAAGAUCGGAGAGGGCACCUACGGGGUGGUGUACAAGGCCCAGAACAAGGAGACGGGCCAGCUCGUGGCUCUCAAAAAGAUCAGGCUGGAUCUGGAGACAGAGGGGGUCCCCAGCACGGCCAUCAGGGAGAUCUCACUGCUCAAAGAGCUGAAACACCCCAACAUUGUCAGACUGCUAGACGUGGUACACAAUGACAAGAAGCUGUAUCUGGUGUUUGAAUUCGUCAGCCAGGACUUGAAGAAGUACAUGGACUCCACGCCGGCCUCCAAGCUGCCCAUGCACCUCGUCAAGAGCUACCUGUCGCAGUUGCUGCAAGGGGUGAAUUUCUGCCACUCCCACCGGGUCAUCCACCGGGACCUGAAGCCGCAGAACCUGCUCAUCAGCGAGCUGGGUGCCAUCAAGCUGGCUGACUUCGGCCUGGCCCGGGCCUUUGGCGUGCCCCUGCGCACCUACACCCACGAGGUGGUGACCCUGUGGUACCGUGCCCCCGAGAUCCUCCUGGGCUGCAAGUUCUAUUCCACGGCCGUGGACAUCUGGAGUAUCGGCUGCAUCUUUGCUGAGAUGGUGACUCGCAAAGCUUUGUUCCCCGGGGACUCUGAGAUUGACCAGCUUUUCCGCAUCUUUCGCACCCUGGGGACUCCGAGCGAGGCCAUGUGGCCAGGCGUCACCCAGCUACCCGACUAUAAAGGCAGCUUCCCCCAGUGGGCCGGGAAGGGGCUGGAAGAAGUCGUCCCCAGCCUGGAGCCUGAGGGCAAGGACCUGCUCAUGCAACUCUUGCAGUAUGACCCCAACCAGAGGAUCUCAGCCAAGACUGCCCUGGCCCACCCCUACUUCUCAUCUGCCGAGCCCUCGUCAGCGUCCCGCCAGUGUGUGCCAGAGCGGUUCUACCCCUGAGGCUCAGCGUUGGGACUCCCGGCACCCCUGCCUCCCCACUGCAGGCAGGUACAGAGAGCUCAGGCAUUUGAUGUCAGUCAUGGCAGACCUGAGUCUGAGUUAGGCCCCCACCAGCAGGUUCCAAAUUGUUCCAAAUUGUUUAUUGAGUUGGACAUGAGCGCUUCAUGACCAGUGAUGGGUGGAAGGGUGGGGAUGGGGGUGUCUGUUAGUGAUGUAGUCCCCAGUGCCCCAACAGCCAGGUGCCCAUGGCUGUGGACAGAGUCCUCCCCCAUGCCCCUUGACCCUGUGCUGGCCUGCAGCUCAUGCAGCGCCAAGCCUGGGAAAGGGUGCCCCCUGCUGGUCUCUCUUUGGAUUUCACAGGUUUGGGGAGCAGGGUUGAGUUCAGAGUUACAAGUUAAACAGAGGGGGUGAGACAGAAGUUGGGGACAGCAUAGCUGCUCUCAGUGGUGUCAGCUCACCUAAGAUCCGCCAAUGUUGGUUUGCCCAUCUUGACCCCUGAGUAAAACCUGAUGU